UUCGCCACCGACGGCAGAGUCGUGAAACCUCAUCACCGCACACGUCUCCGUUUCGGCGUAUGCAGUGUCUAAGCUGCUAAAGAAGCUUUAACCUUAAGGGGGCCUCAGGGAGAGGAGUUGUGCUGCGGCCGCCGAGAGCCCCACCUCCGCGGCUCCGGGUCCCGGGCCCCGGCCUGUGGCUGCGAGCGGCGGCUUCAGGAGGCAGCGGAGACGGCGGCGGCCGACCUGCCGGGUCUCCCUCGCUCGGUGCGGGACUGGGAGAGGAGAUCCGCCAUAUUGGAGCCGGAACCGAAGGUGCCUUGCAGCCGCGGCGCGAGGCGGGUGGAGGCGGCGGCCCUGGCCUGGAUGUGGGAGGAAUCGGCCGCGCUGGGGCCCGCAAGCUUGGAGAGUGAAUGAGCUGCUGACGCUAGAAUCCUCCCCGCCCACUCGCUCCACUUUUCGCCGCCGGGGCCGGACCGGGAGGGGGCCGGAGUCGGCCGUGGCGGCGGCGGCAGGAUGUUCUCCAAGAAGCCGCACGGGGACGUGAAGAAGUCUACCCAGAAGGUGCUGGACACCAAGAAGGACGCGCUGACCCGUCUCAAGCACCUGCGCAUCGUCAUCGAGAACGCAGAAUCUAUCGAUCUUAAACAGUUUUUUGACCAACAUUUUUCACAUAUAUAUUAUGUGUUCUUCGAGAAUUUUGUGACUAUUGAAGCCAGUCUUAAACAGAAAGGUCACAAGUCUCAAAGGGAGGAACUGGAUGCUAUACUUUUUAUUUUUGAGAAAAUUUUACAACUUCUUCCAGAAAGAAUUCAUCAGCGAUGGCAGUUUCACAGUAUUGGAUUGAUUUUAAAGAAACUACUCCACACAGGAAACUCCUUGAAGAUCAGACGAGAGGGUGUUCGUCUUUUCUUAUUAUGGUUGCAAGCUCUUCAGAAUAACUGUAGCAAAGAACAGCUUUGGAUGUUUUCAUGCUUAAUUCCUGGAUUUUCAGCACUACAAUCUGAAUAUGGACCUCGAACUUUAGAUAAUCUCAUUAAUCCUCCACUCAACCUUCAAGAAACCCAAGUCACUAUAGAGGAAAUCACUCCUCUAGUCCCCCCACAAUCAGGAGACAAAGGACAAGAAGAUCUCACAAGCUAUUUUCUUGAAGCACUUUUAAAAUACAUAGUAAUUCAGGUAAAAAGCUUAGAAUGGAAGAACAAAGAAAACCAAGAAAGAGGAUUUUCAUUUUUGUUUUCACAUUUUAAGAAAUAUUACUUGCCUUAUAUUUUCCCAAACAUCUGCAAGGAGAAUAGUUUAUAUCAUCCUGUACUUGAUAUCCCACAGGUGAGACCAAAGCCACAUUAUGUUAUGAUAAAAAAGGAUGCUGAAACCAAUGAAGCAAUCUAUUGUACAAAAGAACCUUUCAUUAAGGCUCGAGUUAUUGUCAUCCGUUGGCUGGUUUCUUUCUGGCUUGAGCCAAAGCCACAUACAGGACCUCAUAUUCCUGGGAUGGAAGGUGAAGUCUUGCCAAAGAAUAUUCAGAGAGCAGCUGCUAGCUUGGUAUCCAGAGAAGAAAACAAAAAUGAUAAUGCUGAUAAAGCAGACAGAACUGCAGAACCAGAACAGUCUCAUUCCAACACAAGCACUCUCACAGAGCGAGAACCUAGCUCAUCUAGUCUUUGUAGUAUUGAUGAAGAACAUCUCACAGACAUUGAAAUAGUUCGCAGAGUUUUUUCUUCUAAGAGAAGUAAUGUAAACUUUGUCACGGAGAUAUUUCGUCAGGCAUUUUUAUUACCAAUUUGUGAAGCAGCAGCUAUGAGAAAAGUGGUAAAAGUAUAUCAAGAAUGGAUUCAGCAAGAAGAAAAACCUUUGUUUAUGCAAGAACCUGAAGAAAUUGCGAUCUCUUCUUCAGACUUACCUUGUAUUGAUAGUGUCACAGACCAUGUUAUUUCAAUGGAAGAAGGAGAAAAGAGAGAAGAGGAAAAUGGGACUGAUAUUGUUGAUCACGUUCGAAAUUCUUCUUGGGCAAAAAAUGGCUCCUACCAAGAUGUUCUUCAUAAUGCCUCCGAAGAAAUCAUAGAACAAAACAUACGAGCUGGUACCCAGGCAGUUUUGCAGGUGUUUAUUAUAAACUCAUCAAACAUAUUUCUUCUUGAACCUGCAAAUGAUAUUAAAAACCUUCUGGAUGAGCACACAGAUAUGUGUAAACGCAUUCUUAACAUUUAUCGGUUCAUGGUUGUACAAGUAUCAAUGGACAAAAAGACUUGGGAACAGAUGCUGCUUGUGUUGCUCAGAGUCACGGAGUCUGUACUGAAGAUGCCAUCACAAGCUUUUCUACAGUUCCAGGGGAAAAAAAAUAUGACCUUGGCAGGUCGACUUGCAGGACCUCUUUUCCAGACUCUUAUAGUUGCCUGGAUCAAAGCAAAUCUAAAUGUAUACAUCUCUCGAGAACUAUGGGAUGACUUACUCUCUGUAUUGUCAUCAUUGACCUAUUGGGAAGAGUUAGCCACUGAGUGGUCACUGACUAUGGAAACACUAACUAAAGUCUUAGCUAGAAAUUUAUAUAGUUUGGAUCUCAGUGAUUUACCAUUGGAUAAGUUGAGUGAACAGAAGCAAAAAAAGCACAAAGGGAAAGGAGUUGGACAUGAAUUUCAGAAAGUUUCAGUUGACAAGUCAUUUUCUAGAGGAUGGAGUCGUGAUCAGCCUGGCCAAGCCCCAAUGAGACAGAGAAGUGCAACAACCACUGGUUCCCCAGGAACCGAAAAGGCAAGGAGUAUAGUACGGCAAAAAACUGUUGCCAUGAGAAGCCGAUCCAUUGGUGAAUGUGCUCUGCCAUCGGCCUAUAUACGCAGUGCUAAAAGUGCUCCUGUUCUGAUCCAUACUUCCAAACCCUUCUUGCCUGAUAUUGUUCUCACUCCCCUUUCUGAUGAGCUUUCAGAUAUUGAUGAUGCUCAAAUACUUCCCCGCCCAACUAGAGUCAGACAUUUUUCACAAAGUGAAGACACUGGAAAUGAAGUUUUUGGUGCUUUGAAUGAGGAGCAGCCAUUGCCUCGAAGUAGCAGUACUUCUGACAUCUUGGAACCAUUCACUGUUGAACGAGCCAAAGGUGCAGUUCCUGUCAUUGACAGUUCAUCCCGUCAUGCGCCAAGCUUGCAGAGUUCCACAGAGGCUUCUUCAAUAACUAGAUCCACUGAAAGCCACAUCACUGAUACUCACAGUAGAGAGUCUUCUCUGGAAGUUGGUGAUAGCAUAUAUGACCAUCUUUGUCACUUAAUAGAUCCAGUAGAACUUGCAGAUUCAGCUUUUGAACAAAUCCAGUACAUUGACCUUGAAGGAGAUGACGAUCUUCUUACCUCCUUGAAAGAAUAUUUUAAGGAAAACCAGGAAAAUCAUAGUAAAAAUGAGUUAGGUAAAGAUGCAGCUUCUGAGGAAGUAAUUAUUGCAGUAAAUAGGGAUGAACGAUCAUCUUUAGAUAAAUUAGAAUAUGUAGACCAGGAAAGUAAAUCAGAAAAUAUCACCUCUUUUGUUGGGACUCCUGAAAACACUCAGUUUCAAAAAGAACCAGACUCAGCUGCCUUCGUGAGUAGUGUUGCGCCUAACCAGUUAGACAGUUUUAUGAGAACCAAAACUUACGAAAAACCCGAGGAACUAAAAAAUGAUAAACAAUCAUCAGAACCUAGCUCAGGUAGCCCUUGUGAUAAAGAAAAAAGGAAACACCUGUAUAGACAAAGAGCCACAGAAUUAGAUGCCUGUGUAGAUGUAACAGUAGUCGAAAAGGUUAAGGGUGUGCAAAUUAAUGAAAAAAUCACUGUCCCACAUGUUAUGCAUACCAAGAAAACUACACUAAAAACACCUGUUAACCAUAGACUGCCUCCUGUUACAAACACUAGCAAACUUUCUCCAACUAAAAGGAGCUUGUCUGAAACAGUAACUCAUAGAGCCAAAAUCAUGAAAAUUACUACUAAAAAACGAAAUACUGUUCAUGUUACUUUUAGACCAUCUACUGAAUCAGUUCAGUUUUAUAAUCCUCUGGAAAACAAAGAGGCUCCAUGGAAGAUGAGACUGCGGAAGCUUGGUGGCUUCAGUAGUAGUAGUGGCAGUAGCACCAGCAGCGCCAGCAACCUCCAUACCAGCUCAAAUAGUUUUACAGAGUUAGUAAAACCUGGUGUGUACAGGCCUCUAGAUACACUUGGUACAGCAUCAGUAAGUAAAACAACUAAGGAAUCUACAGAGAUUCCCACCACUGUAUUACAAAAAGAAGGAGUUGCAAGUAAUCAGUUAGGUAGUCGUAGUACUCUUAGGUCAUCAAGUCAUGAGGCAGGACUACAGCAGGGCUCCCUGGGUGGCGUUUAUAAAACUGUUGUACAUGCUCUUUCGAAGCCGAAGGCAAAUGUUUCCCCACAGAGGCAGAACAGAAUGCCACCAGAGGCUCCACUGAGGGAUCUGUACAGUCAUGUAAUGGGCUAUUUUGGAAGGAAAGCUGCAGAUGUACAUAAAGGUUUCAUGAUAGCCAAUCAUGAUUUAAAUAUGGAACCUCUAUGGACAGAUUACAGAAAGCAAGAUUAUGUCAAUAAAGAGGACAUGAGCCCAAAACUGCCUCCUCUUAAUAGUGAUAUUGGCAGCAGCAAUGUUAAUGUUCCUGAUCUGAUGGAUGAGUUUAUAGCAGAACGACUUCGAAGUGGUAAUGCCUCAAGUAUGACAAGAAGAGGAAGUAGUCCAGGCAGUCUUGAAAUUCCCAAAGACCUCCCUGAUAUUCUAAAUAAGCAAAACCAGAUGCGCCCAAUUGAUGACCCAGGUGUGCCCUCAGAAUGGACUUCUCCUGCCAGUGCAGGGAGCAGUGAUCUUAUCAGCUCAGAUAGUCAUUCGGAUUCAUUCAGCGCUUUCCAAUAUGAUGGCCGAAAAUUUGACAAUUUUGGCUUUGGAGCUGAUACUGGGAUUAUAUCUUCUGCUGAUGUGGAUUCAGGUUCUGGCCAUCAUCAGAGUGCUGAAGAGCAAGAAGUGGCUAGUCUAACUACACUUCAGAUAGAUUCUGAAACAAGCAGUCUUAAUCAACAAGCUUUCUCUGCUGAAGUUGCAACGGUUACUGGUUCAGAAAGUGCUUCUCCAGUCCAUUCAGCUUUGGGAUCCAGGUCACAGACACCUUCUCCUUCCACACUGAAUAUAGAUCAUAUGGAACAGAAAGAUCUGCAGCUUGAUGAGAAGCUCCACCAUUCUGUUCUUCAGACUCCAGAUGACCUAGAAAUCAGUGAAUUUCCAUCUGAAUGUUGUAGUGUGAUGGCAGGGGGUACACUCACAGGAUGGCAUGCUGAUGUUGCUACUGUAAUGUGGCGAAGAAUGCUAGGUAUUUUGGGAGAUGUCAACGCUAUUAUGGAUCCUGAAAUACAUGCUCAAGUUUUUGAUUACCUCUGUGAACUUUGGCAAAAUCUAGCUAAGAUUAGAGAUAACCUCGGCAUUUCAACUGAUAACCUGACCUCCCCUUCACCUCCAGUUUUGAUUCCUCCACUGAGAAUUCUUACACCUUGGCUUUUCAAGGCAACCAUGUUGACUGAUAAAUAUAAACAAGGUAAAUUACAUGCUUACAAACUUAUUUGUAAUACAAUGAAAAGAAGACAAGAUGUUUCUCCAAAUAGAGAUUUUCUAACACAUUUCUACAAUAUAAUGCAUUGUGGAUUACUUCAUAUUGAUCAGGAUAUUGUCAAUACAAUCAUCAAGCACUGCUCACCUCAGUUUUUUUCACUUGGUUUGCCUGGUGCCACAAUGCUUAUUAUGGAUUUUAUUGUAGCAGCUGGUAGAGUGGCUUCUUCAGCUUUUCUCAAUGCACCAAGAGUGGAAGCCCAAGUUCUUCUGGGAUCUUUGGUUUGCUUUCCUAACUUAUAUUGUGAACUGCCUGCUCUCCAUCCCAACAUUCCUGAUAUUGCUGUGUCUCAGUUUACAGACGUUAAGGAACUUAUAAUCAAAACUGUAUUAAGCUCAGCAAGAGAUGAGCCUUCUGGUCCUGCACGAUGUGUAGCACUGUGCAGUUUAGGUAUUUGGAUUUGUGAAGAACUGGUCCAUGAGUCUCAUCAUCCUCAAAUCAAGGAAGCUCUGAAUGUAAUUUGUGUCUCCUUAAAGUUUACUAAUAAAACAGUAGCCCAUGUGGCUUGUAACAUGCUUCACAUGCUGGUUCAUUAUGUACCUAGACUUCAGGUUUAUCAGCCUGAUUCUCCCUUGAAGAUUAUUCAAAUUCUAAUAGCCACCAUCACCCAUCUUUUGCCAAGUACAGAAGCUUCAUCUUAUGAAAUGGAUAAGAGGUUGGUAGUAUCCUUACUUCUGUGCCUUCUGGACUGGAUCAUGGCCUUACCUUUAAAGACACUGCUCCAACCAAUCCAUGCUACAGGAGCAGAAAAUGAUAAAAUAGAAAAAUCUGUCCUCAAUUGCAUUUAUAAGGUAUUACAUGGGUGUGUUUAUGGAGCUCAGUGUUUUAGCAAUCCAAGGUAUUUUCCAAUGAGCCUCUCCGACUUGGCAUCUGUAGAUUAUGAUCCUUUUAUGCAUUUGGAAAGUCUGAAAGAGCCUGAACCUCUGCACUCUCCAGAUUCAGAACGAUCCUCUAAACUUCAGCCAGUGACAGAAGUGAAAACUCAAAUGCAACAAGGAUUAAUCUCUAUAGCUGCCCGCACUGUUAUUACGCAUCUGGUAAAUCACUUGGGCCAUUAUCCAAUGAGUGGUGGUCCUGCUAUGUUAACAAGUCAGGUGUGUGAAAAUCAUGACAAUCAUUACAGUGAAAGUACUGAACUUUCUCCUGAACUCUUUGAGAGCCCAAAUAUCCAGUUCUUUGUAUUGAACAAUACAACCUUAGUGUCCUGUAUCCAGAUCAGAUCAGAAGAGAGUAUCCCCGGAGGAGGUUUAUCUGCUGGCCUUGCGUCGGCCAAUUCAAAUGUCAGAAUCAUAGUACGUGAUCUGUCCGGGAAAUAUUCAUGGGAUUCUGCCAUCCUGUAUGGACCACCUCCUGUGAGUGGCUUGUCAGAACCUACGUCUCUUAUACUUUCAUUGUCUCGCCAAGAGAAGCCAGAAGAGCCUCCUACAUCUAAUGAAUGCUUAGAAGAUAUAACAGUAAAUGAUGGGAUUUCCCUCCAGUUUAAAAGAGGUUUUAGAGAAACUGUACCAACUUGGGAUACCAUAAGAGAUGAAGAGGAUGUUCUUGACGAGCUUUUGCAGUAUUUAGGUAUAACUAGUCCUGAGUGCUUACAGAGAACUGGAAUCUCACUUAAUAUUCCUGCUCCACAACCUGUGUGCAUUUCUGAAAAACAGGAAAAUGAUGUUAUUAAUGCUAUCCUUAAGCAGCAUACAGAGGAAAAAGAAUUUGUUGAGAAACACUUUAAUGACUUAAACAUGAAAGCUGUGGAACAAGAUGAACCAACACCUCAAAAGCCUCAGUCAGCAUUUUAUUAUUGCAGAUUGCUGCUUAGUAUAUUGGGAAUGAAUUCCUGGGACAAAAGGAGGAGCUUUCAUCUCCUGAAGAAAAAUGAGAAACUACUUAGAGAACUUAGGAACUUGGAUUCAAGACAGUGUCGAGAGACUCACAAGAUCGCAGUAUUUUAUGUUGCUGAAGGACAAGAAGAUAAACAUUCCAUUCUCACCAAUACAGGAGGAAGUCAAGCAUAUGAAGAUUUUGUAGCUGGUCUUGGUUGGGAGGUCAAUCUUACAAACCACUGCGGUUUCAUGGGAGGACUACAAAAAAACAAAAGCACAGGAUUGACCACACCAUAUUUUGCUACCUCUACAGUAGAAGUGAUAUUUCAUGUAUCAACAAGAAUGCCUUCUGAUACUGAUGACUCUUUGACCAAAAAAUUGAGACAUUUGGGAAAUGAUGAAGUACACAUUGUUUGGUCAGAGCAUACUAGAGACUACAGGAGAGGAAUUAUUCCUACAGAAUUUGGUGAUGUCCUUAUUAUAAUAUAUCCAAUGAAAAAUCAUAUGUUCAGUAUUCAAAUAAUGAAAAAACCAGAGGUUCCUUUCUUUGGUCCACUUUUUGAUGGCGCUAUUGUGAAUGGAAAGGUCCUACCCAUUAUGGUUCGAGCAACAGCUAUAAAUGCAAGCCGUGCUCUGAAAUCUCUGAUUCCAUUGUAUCAAAACUUCUAUGAAGAGAGAGCACGAUACCUGCAAACAAUUGUCCAGCACCAUUUAGAACCAACGACAUUUGAAGAUUUUGCAGCACAGGUUUUUUCUCCAGCUCCCUACCAUCAUUUACCAUCUGAUGCCGUUGGUUUUCCAGUAUGGGUCCAGUAUGAACCAAUUCAGAUCUUCAGGAAGAGUAAAGGCUCCUACCCAGAGAUUCUAUCCAGUGAAACUCCCACAGCAACGCAGGUAGAUGGGGCUGACCUGGCCUCUCCAAUGUCUCCUCGAACUAGCAAAAGCCGCAUGUCCAUGAAACUGCGUCGAUCCUCUGGUUCAGCCAAUAAAUCCUAAGGAGACAAGCAGCCCAGCAGUGUGAUCAGCAGUAACAACCUUAGCAUGAACAUAGUGUUAACCCUUUCAGGCCUUCAUGUUUACCAUAGCAUGCAUGUUUCUUCCUGAACAUUAAUUUUAGAAAACACUGGAUUUAAAUAAUUUGUAACUUAAUAUUUUAGAUUUGGGUUGUUUAUUCAGUUGGUUCCCCCCCACACACACACACAACACUCUAAGCUGCCAUAUUUUUUGGGGGGUGGAGCUUUAUUCUAGACCCUUACCUUCCUGGAUAAUUAAGUCUUAAGCAGUUUCACUUUUAAUUUUGUGAUUAACUUUGAGCCAAAAUAUAAUUGGACAAAUAGUCUCAGUAUUUUAUUUAUCGUGCCCCAUUGCAACUUUAUGGCUCAGUAAAUAUAUCAUUUUUUACAAAUGUAAAUUUUUAAAUUUAAGCAUUUGUAAAAUUAUAGCAAAAUUUGCAAAUCUUAAUACACAGGUUGUGUAUUGAUUGCUUAUGUUAUGAAAAUAAAACACUUUAAAUGGUCUUUUAGCAUCUCAAGUUCCCACUGACAUAAUUUUAGCAUUAACUUUUUCUUCCCAAAGCAAUGCCUCAUUUUGUGGCUGUGCAGAUGAUGCCAUGAUAUAUUUAAUACCCAGAAAAAUCACUGUGCUGAACUUUGAUUUAUGUUUAGCUUCCAAAUAUUUUUCUAAUGUUUUGUUUUUUUAAAUGGUAUCACUGUUAAAUGCCAUUUUUGUUUUAAGAUUGUGGCCCUGUAUUAUUGGCUGCUAGAUCCUGGUAUAUCCAUGUUCUUUCCUAAAUAGCAAAAAGAGGGUAAUUGGGGGGAUGGAGAGAAAGAAAAAAAGAAAAAGAAAAACUUUUCUAAUAUAAAUGUGUUGCUUAAAUUAUGUAUAUUUUAAAAGAAAAAGGAACAUGACCCAGGAGUCUAAAUUAAAUCUAAUAUUAUUAAUACUGAACUUGCUGAUGGAGGUUGGUAUUCAUUCCACCCUGCAGAAAUAUUUUCCUACAGUAAAUAAGCUGCUCACAUUUUGUUCAUAUUUUGUUUUGAACGGGCAUCUCCUAAGGAAAUGUAGCAUGACAUCAGUACUAACUGCAUGUGUAAAUACAUCAUACGGGCAAACUAUAAAAUAUAAAUUAUGUAUCAUCAUUCAUUCAUGUAGUAUCUACAAAUUUGUAACAGUGAAAGAAAAAGAUAUGGUAUUUAAUAAUACAAUAAAAAUAUUCUUAUCACUUA
Molecule: messenger RNA, 9638 nt
Organism: Canis lupus familiaris (dog)
Lineage: Eukaryota; Metazoa; Chordata; Mammalia; Carnivora; Canidae
Gene: RALGAPA1
Product: Ral GTPase activating protein catalytic subunit alpha 1
Exons: 44
Coding region: 496-8409 (2637 amino acids)
Biological process (GO): positive regulation of GTPase activity; regulation of small GTPase mediated signal transduction
Cellular component (GO): cytoplasm; nucleus
Molecular function (GO): GTPase activator activity
Source: RefSeq, a predicted model, not a curated record